Metarhizium album ARSEF 1941 is the source of this 1692-nucleotide messenger RNA. Its product is annotated as zinc homeostasis factor 1. Gene Ontology annotation, cellular component: membrane. Bases 1 to 1692 code for a protein of 563 amino acids. Gene Ontology annotation, molecular function: zinc ion transmembrane transporter activity. Gene Ontology annotation, biological process: intracellular zinc ion homeostasis; zinc ion transmembrane transport. Lineage: Eukaryota; Fungi; Ascomycota; Sordariomycetes; Hypocreales; Clavicipitaceae. The record is from RefSeq and is a predicted model, not a curated record. The transcript is spliced from 3 exons.
AUGGGUUCCAAGAUGGCCUGGUCCAAGAGCACCCGCAUCAAGGUCAUGAUCGCUAUUGACACGGCCUUUUUCUUGCUCGAACUGAUCUGCGGUUUCCUCGCCCAUUCGCUGGCUUUGACUGCUGACGCUUUCCACAUGCUCAACGACAUCAUCUCCCUCAUCAUUGGAUUGUGGGCCGUUGUCGCAGCACAGAAGGCAACAACUGAUGAAUUCACCUUUGGAUGGGUCCGCGCCGAAAUCCUAGGUGCCUUCUUCAACGCCGUCUUCCUCAUCGCUCUUUGCGUCUCCAUCAUCCUCGAAGCUCUGACUCGAUUCGUGGAACCUCCCGAGAUUGACCAACCCAAACUCAUUCUCAUUGUUGGAUGUGCCGGCCUGGUCUCCAACCUGCUCGGUUUUGUCGUGCUUGGUGGCCACGGUCACUCCCACGGCGACGAAGAGGAUGGCCAUGACCACAGUCACGCCGUGGAUGAGGGUAGGCCCUCGGACAGCCUUCGCCGCAACGUCGCCGACGAGGACGGCGUAGUUGGUGACGUGCUCCCCGAAGUAAUUGCACGCCGGGCGACUCAAAGUUCCGAGACUGCCCGUCGCAUCCGCUUCGGAGACGACACUGCCGCUCGGGACGACUCAAACGGCCAAAAUCGCACGACCCCCCAAGCGAGGGGACGCGCCAGACGACGUUCUAGUAAGUCGGGACACUCUCGAUUUCAAAGCAUCGAGGACAUGAGUAUCCACCCUGCCAGCUUCCGCCAGGAUAUCAUCGCCGCCAGUCUUGCCGCCUCCUCCGGAGCUGGUAUUGUUGCUGGCAGCGACACGAGUGAAGAUUACCGCGUCGGCGACUCGGAAACCGACGCCAACGAAGAAUCCCCCCUGCUCGUCGGCGGCGGACAGGGGAACAACGGAACAAUCAGCCACUCCCACUCACACUCAGCAUCCCAAAAGCGACCCCGCCGAGACUCAAGUGUUCAUGAUGGCCACAACCACACGUUGCCGAGAAAGGCAGGCGCCAAGGCCAGUGGCCACAACCACGCCGAUAUGGGCAUGAAUGCCAUGAUGCUACAUGUUCUCGGUGAUGCGCUUGGUAAUGUUGGCGUCAUCAUCACCGCCCUCAUCAUCUGGCUGACCGACUGGCCCGGCAAACUGUAUUCCGAUCCCGCCGUGUCACUCGUCAUUACCGCCAUCAUUCUCAAGACUUCGAUCCCCCUGACUCGCGCCACCGCAAGAGUUCUACUGCAGGCCACCCCCGAAAACAUAAGCAUCCAGGAUAUUCGCCAGGACAUUGAGGGACUUCCUGGCGUUGUCAGCUGCCACCACAUCCACGUGUGGCAACUGUCAGACACAAAGGUCGUUGCCAGCAUGCACCUGCAAGUUGCCUUUCCCAUCAACGAGCACAGCGGCGAGAAAUACAUGCAGCUCGCCAAGAGAGCCAGGAAGUGCCUCCACGGCUACGGCAUCCACAGUGCCACUAUUCAGCCCGAAUUUUGUCUGGAUCAACAACACCGACACGCAGGAGAUGCCGCGGCUCUGCGAAUGGACGGCUGUUUAGACGGAACCGGCGAGAAUACCUGCCUGUUGAAUUGCAUCGAUGACUGCAGAGGGCAAGCUUGCUGUCCUGGCGGUGACGUUUCGUCCAAGGCAUCCUCAACUCGCCGCGGUAGCGACGCAUCGCCCCAUGGUGACGGGCAUCAACAUUGA